UAGACCAGCUAACAGCAUGUAAGCAUGUAACGCUUCAUCGAUAUGUUAUCACCAGUAUAUAACAAAUGGUGGCUUCAUAAAGAUGGAAACUAACGGAGGUCCAUAUGUCCUUGGGAUUGACCUUGGCACAACGUCAGUCAAGGUCAGUUUACUCCGGCGGGAGUGUGGAUCCGUGAUGUCAACGGUAUCCAAGGCUACCAAGGCUGAUGUGCUGAGUGACAUAGACACAGGAUCUGAACAGACGCCGUCAAAAAUAUUCUCUACGCUACAACAGUGUCUGUCCGAACUUCCGGAGGACAGACGCCGUCAGGUCACCUGUAUUGGGGUCACUGGUCAGAUGCAUGGGGUCGUUUUGUGGAAAAAGCUGAAGUGUGAGGGUUGGUACGAUCCUCCCACAAGCACUUUAUAUACCUGGCAGGACCAACGGUGUACAACUGAGUUCCUCGGGUCAUUACCUCAACCAGAUUCACACCUCCCGCUCUCGACCGGACACGGAUGUGCUACUUUGUGUUGGCUACAUCGAGACAGACCGGAAGUGGUGGCUAAGUACACAUGUUCUGGUACCAUCAUGGACCUGUUGGUGGCGCUGCUCUGCGGCCUAGCUACUCCCAUCACUACGGUACAACUGGCGGCCAGCUUCGGGUUCUACAAUACCAAGACAAUGUCAUGGAACAAAGAUAUUCUUCGAAAAAUCGGUUUUCCUGUAGAAAUAUUGCCAACUGUACAGAAGCCAGGUCACGUGGCUGGAAACAUGCAAUAUGAUUGGAUGGGCAUCAGUAAAGGCACGCCCAUUCUGGCAGCUUUAGGAGAUGUGCAAUGUGCUGUCUUCUCCGUGGUCACCGGCGCAACAGACGCAGUUUUGAAUAUGAGUACCUCCAGUCAAAUGAUGUUUCCGGUCAGACCAGAAGGUGGAGUACCCGAUAAACCGGAUGUGACGUCACCCAUCCAGUACUUCCCAUACUUCGACGGUAGCUACCUUGCUAUGGCCGCCAGUCUCAAUGGAGGCAAUGUUCUCUCACACAUGGUUGCCAUGCUACAGCAGUGGUUUGGGACGUUUGGAUUCAACGUUGCUGAAGAUGAUCUCUGGACCAAGCUGCUACAGGUGAGUUCAGACGCUUCCCCAGGACCUGUUAUUGUUCCGACACUUUAUGGAGAGCGACACCUUCCGGAACAACAAGUUAGUGUUUCCGGUCUGACGCGAAACAACCUUGACCUUGGGUCAAUUUUUCGGUCUCUUUGCAAAGGUCUUAUAGCGAACUUGUGUGACAUGAUGCCAGAGUCUGCUAUCAGGAAACAUGGCAUCACAACUAUCAUAGCAACCGGGUCUGUUGUCGAUAGAAACCCGGUUAUCAGAGAGGAAGUGACACAGCAUUAUGAAAAAUUCAAAGUGCUGUUUGGUAACAGUUGUGACUCGGCUACCGGAGCUGCACUGUUCUGUGUGAAACAAUUGAAAUAAUAUCGAAAAAAUGUUGCUAAAUGUGUUAUGUCUUUUGUUCCGUGUUUUAAAACUGACACCCGUAUGCAAUGACGUAUAAAGUAUGGUAAAACUACAAGGACCAGAUAAAUAAUAAAGAUGGUGGUUACCUUUGUUAUAACGUCCGCAUUUUCAAUCAUUAUUU
Messenger RNA from Mizuhopecten yessoensis (Yesso scallop), 1619 nucleotides. RefSeq names its product sedoheptulokinase-like. Gene Ontology annotation, cellular component: cytosol. Gene Ontology annotation, biological process: carbohydrate metabolic process; cellular response to lipopolysaccharide. The coding region runs from base 83 to 1456 and encodes 457 amino acids. NCBI's taxonomy places the organism in Eukaryota, Metazoa, Mollusca, Bivalvia, Pectinida, Pectinidae. Gene Ontology annotation, molecular function: sedoheptulokinase activity. The transcript is spliced from 5 exons. The record is from RefSeq and is a predicted model, not a curated record.